AGCCUGCCGCCGGUCCUGUCGCUGCGGCACAUCUCGGAGCUGUACAUUGCGCCGUUUAGAGACACUCUGGAUGACUUGCCAACGGCCCAGUGGGUGCGGGAGCUCUUCUGCGAGGUGUCGGGCACGCUGCGGCGGCUGGUGGUGCAGAUGCCGUUUGCGAGCCUGCAUGCAAUGGACGACCACCUGAGCGUGCGGCAGACGCUGAGGGAGGGGUUUGAGAAGCUGCACAGGCUGGAGGAGUUUACAUGCCUGGAGGAAUAUCCCAUGGCGGCGUUUUCGACCGAUGAAACAAAUGUCUGGCGGUGGUGGCCGGAGCUCAAGCGCAUGGUGUUGUUCGGUGCCCCUCUUGACGAUCCCCGGCUUUGGAGUGACAUUGCUGCGCUGCCGAGGUUGGAGCAUGUGGUGUUGGCACGGCCGAUGCACUUGGAUGCAGUGAAUAUCAAGGCCGAAUACUUCCAGAAACUGCCAGCUGAUGAUGUGAGGCGGACGAGGGACAUCAAGAUUGUGCUCAUGGAUUUGGCGUAUGAGCUCGGCACGGUGAGGACGGAAAGAUGGCAGGAGAUUGACCCGGAAGAGGAUAUGACGGUGGAAGCGUUCGAGGUGCCAUUGUCGUUUUACAUGGAUGACUCGCCGCUUGAGGUGGUGUCGCAGUGGGCGAGAAGGUCGGCGCUGGAUGGGAGUAUAUGG
This is a messenger RNA of Trichoderma atroviride IMI 206040, 687 nucleotides long. RefSeq lists its product as uncharacterized. NCBI's taxonomy places the organism in Eukaryota, Fungi, Ascomycota, Sordariomycetes, Hypocreales, Hypocreaceae. The record is from RefSeq and is a predicted model, not a curated record.